Capsicum annuum is the source of this 396-nucleotide messenger RNA. Its product is annotated as Werner syndrome ATP-dependent helicase-like. The transcript is spliced from 2 exons. Gene Ontology annotation, biological process: nucleobase-containing compound metabolic process. Gene Ontology annotation, cellular component: nucleus; cytoplasm. Bases 1 to 396 code for a protein of 131 amino acids. The record is from RefSeq and is a predicted model, not a curated record. Lineage: Eukaryota; Viridiplantae; Streptophyta; Magnoliopsida; Solanales; Solanaceae. Gene Ontology annotation, molecular function: nucleic acid binding; 3'-5' exonuclease activity.
AUGACAUACGCCAUUGAAACGACGUCUCAAGUGGGCCUCGACAUAGAGUGGAGGCCCAAUUCUGGUCGUAACCAACAAAACCCCGUUGCAACUCUUCAGCUUUGCGUAGGCCGUCGUUGCGUGAUCUUUCAGCUACUUUAUUGUCAGUAUAUACCCGAUGCACUAACGGAGUUUUUGUCGAAUCCUCGUUAUGCUUUUGCUGGAGUUGGGAUCGCGAGCGAUGCUGAGAAGUUGGAGGGUGAUUAUCAGAUAUUCGUUGAGAAUACGGUUGAUUUGAGGCUGUUAGCGGCUGAUGUGUAUAGUUCGAGGAAUUUAAGGAAUGCCGGAUUGAAGACGCUAUGUGGAGUUGUACUUGGAAGAGAGAUGGAAAAGCCGAGGCAUGUUACUAUGGGUUGA